Messenger RNA from Benincasa hispida (wax gourd), 1705 nucleotides. The record is from RefSeq and is a predicted model, not a curated record. Lineage: Eukaryota; Viridiplantae; Streptophyta; Magnoliopsida; Cucurbitales; Cucurbitaceae.
UUUGAUCCUCUUUUAUGUUUCAAGUUCCAAUCAUUUGUUGAAGGUGAUUGGACCCAUAUCCUCUCCUUCAAAGUCAAUGUUCAAGAUCCCAUCUGUGACCCAUCAGCCCACGUGCUACACGUGAGAAGUAAUCCUAUCCUCUCCAUUCUCCACUACAAAAACACACAAGCUUGCUAUAGGCUUGCUCUGUUAUUCGGAACUCUCAGUGCCUUAAAUUCGCAUCGCCAUGGAUGACCAGCAAGUUGGAAGCAAGAUUUUGAUGUUUCCAUGGCUUGGCUAUGGCCAUCUCUGUGCUUACUUGGAGUUAGCCAAAGCUCUCUCUACCAGAAAUAACUUCCAUAUCUACUUCUGUUCAACCCCUGUUAAUCUCGACUCCAUUAAACCAAAGCUAAUUCCUUCAUCUUCCAUUGAAUUUGUGGAGCUUCAUCUCCCUUCUUCUCCUGAAUUUCCUCCCCAUCUUCAUGCAGCCAACGCCCUUCCCCCUCACCUUGGGCUCACUCUCCAUCAAGCCUUCGCUGCGGCUGCCCCACGCUUUGAGGCAAUUUUACAAACACUUUCUCCCCAUCUCCUCAUUUAUGACUCUCUCCAGUCUUGGGCUCCUCAAAUAGCUUCCUCCCUCAAGAUCCCCGCCAUCAACUUCAACACCUCUGGUGCUUUCAUUAUUUCCCAUGGCUUCCACUCCAUUCACUACCCCAAUUCUAAACUCCCAUUCUCAGAUUUUGUUCUUCACAAUCAUUGGAAAGCCAAGUUAAACCCUGACGCUUCAGAACUUGCCCGCAGCGUCAGAGAAGCCUUUUUCUAUUGCUUCAAUGCAUCUUGUGACGUAAUUCUGAUCAAUAGCUUCAGGGAGGUGGAGGGGGAAUAUAUGGAUUAUGUCUCCCUUCUGUCGAAGAAGAAAGUAAUCCCAGUUGGGCCUUUGGUGUACGAACCGAAUGACGAGGAGGAAGAUGAAGAUUAUUCGAGAAUCAAGAAUUGGCUGGACAAAAAGGAAGCUCUGUCUACGGUUCUGGUGUCAUUCGGAAGUGAAAGGUACGCGUCGGAGGAAGAAAUGGAAGAAAUAGGAAAAGGGUUAGAGGAGAGUGAGGCGAAUUUCAUAUGGGUGGAAAGGAUUAAUCCAAAAGAAGAUGAAGAAGAAAAGAGAAGGGGAUUUGUGGAGAGGGCUGGAGAAAAGGCGAUGGUAGUGAAAGGAUGGGCUCCACAGGGGAAGAUACUGAAGCAUGGGAGCAUUGGGGGAUUUGUGAGCCACUGUGGAUGGAACUCUGUGUUAGAGAGCAUCGUGUUUGGAGUACCCAUAAUUGGAGUUCCGGUGUCUUGGGACCAACCCUUUAAUGCCAGAGUGGUGGAAGAAGCAGGGGUGGGGGUAGAGGCCAAGCGAGAUCCCGACGGCAAAAUUCAAAGACAAGAACUCGCAAAGCUAAUCAAAGAAGUAGUGGUUGAGAAAACCAGAGAAGAGUUGAGGAUGAAAGUAAGAGAAAUGAGUGAGAUUUUGAACAAAACAGGCGAUGAGAAGAUUGAGAACAUGGUAGCUCAAAUCUCUCACUUGACCAAUAUUUAACGAACAUCAAUAUUAGGAAAGAAUUUCUUAGAAAAAAAUUUAGCUCUUCGCCUGCACCAGCUAUCCAAUAAAUUUUUAAAAAUAUUUUUCAGUUCAAUCAUUAACACAAUAAAAGAUACUUAAAAAAGGAAAGAAUUUUCACUUGUUGAA